AUGAGCGUUCAGCCCAUACCAGUCUGGCUUGACUGCGACCCAGGCCAUGAUGAUGCUUUUGCCAUACUCUUGACCGCACAUCAUCCUAUGAUAAAUCUUCUGGGUAUUUCAACCGUGUUCGGCAACGCAUCGUUAGAGAAAACAACAUACAACGCCACAUCAAUCCUCACUGCCAUUGGCAAACACGAUCAAGUGACAGUUUACCCAGGCGCCGCAAAGGCCCGGUCUCGGCCGCCAGUCCACUCGCCAACCGACAUCCAUGGAGAGUCUGGCAUCGACGGCACCGAUCUGCUUCCUAAGCCUCUGAGGGCCCCAGAUAGGUCAAUCUCUGCAGUGGACGCCAUGGCCAAGGCUCUUCUGGCUCAACCUGCAGGUACCCCGUGGAUCGUGGCGACUGGGUGUCUCACCAACGUCGCCGAGGCUGUCGAGAAGUAUCCCCAACUUGCGGAGCACGUUGCAGGCCUGUCUUUUAUGGGAGGUGCUGUGGGUGGAGGUUUUACAGCCGCCGUGUCUGGCCAGGUGGAUGGCCUCGAGAGGAUCGGGAACAGGACCCCCUGGGCCGAGUUCAACAUUUUUAUCGAUCCAGAGUCUGCCGAUUUGAUCCUCAGCAACGAAGUACUGGCUAAGAAAUCCACCAUGAUUCCCCUGGAUGUCACGCAUUUGGUUCUAGCCACAAAGGAAGUCCAGCAGAGGUUGCUUCAUGGCGAUGGUGGCCCCGCUGAAGCCGAGGCCAAGGGCAGGACGACACUGCGUGUCAUGCUCGUCGAGCUUCUAAACUUCUUUGCUGAGACUUACAGAACUGCCUUUGGCAUCACGGAGGGUCCUCCCCUGCACGAUCCAGUGGCCGCCGCCAUAGUGUUGCAGAGCCUGCCCGAGGAAUACCGGGUUCCGUUUUACGACUUUGACAUUGCAAGGGAUGGCGGGAAGCGCCACGAACGCUUCUCCGUCAGGGUUGUCACCGAAGGUACCUACGAAGAUGCAUAUGCCGGUGCGCAGACGGGGCGCACCAUUGCGAGUGUGCUUCCCGAGGGUGCACAAGGCGUUGCGAUACCGCGCGGAUUGGACAUUCCCAAAUUCUGGACCGUGAUUGAACAGUGUAUACAGCGGGCCGACGAUUUAAAUGCAAAGUCUAGCGCGGGAGGUCCCAAUGCUUGA
Pyricularia pennisetigena is the source of this 1155-nucleotide messenger RNA. RefSeq lists its product as uncharacterized. Gene Ontology annotation, cellular component: cytosol. NCBI's taxonomy places the organism in Eukaryota, Fungi, Ascomycota, Sordariomycetes, Magnaporthales, Pyriculariaceae. Bases 1 to 1155 code for a protein of 384 amino acids. Gene Ontology annotation, molecular function: purine nucleosidase activity. The transcript is spliced from 4 exons. Gene Ontology annotation, biological process: purine nucleoside catabolic process. The record is from RefSeq and is a predicted model, not a curated record.